This is a messenger RNA of Morus notabilis, 669 nucleotides long. Its product is annotated as homogentisate solanesyltransferase, chloroplastic-like. The record is from RefSeq and is a predicted model, not a curated record. Bases 84 to 377 code for a protein of 97 amino acids. The transcript has 5 exons. NCBI's taxonomy places the organism in Eukaryota, Viridiplantae, Streptophyta, Magnoliopsida, Rosales, Moraceae.
CAAAUGUUGUGAUCAUUACCUUUAUUGUAUCAUUUUUCCUAGUCUUUACCCUUACAAAAGAUAUUCCAGAUGUGGAAGGUGAUAUGAAGCACAAUAUACGAACAUUCGCUGCGAUAUUCGGACCCAAAAAUAUUGCAUUACUUGGCACUGGUAUGCUAUUCGUAAAUUAUAUGGUUCCUAUAGUGGCUGCAAUUUAUAUGCCUCAUGCUUUUAAGCGUCAUGUAAUAUUGCCCGCUCAUUCAAUCCUCAUAUUGUUGUUAUUUUCACAGUUUAAGAAGUUGGAAAAGGCAAAUUAUACCAAGGAAGCAAGCACAACUUUCCACACGUUCCUUUGGAAGCUUCUCAUAUUUGAGUUUCUCUUGAUUCCUUUCAUUUAGCAAAUUACUGCCAAAUUUUUAAUUGUUUUUUCCGUUAUCCGUAGAAGACAGUGAGUGAUCACGAGAGAUUUGUGAGAUAUUCGUUAAGAUAUCAACCAACCAAAGACAGUGAAUAUAUUUGUGAAUGGUGUAAGUCAGUGAAUAUAUUUUACCUUGUGGGUUGAUUGGUGUUGGAGCUGCUGCCUUAAGCAGAGAAUAUCAACCAACCAAAGACAGGUGAAAAGUACAAAACUUAAAAGACCGAGUAGUAAAUAGGCCAAUAUGAAGUGCAGCGGCCAAAAAAGAGAAACGU